This is a messenger RNA of Sturnus vulgaris (Common starling), 3433 nucleotides long. RefSeq names its product integrin subunit alpha 4 (gene ITGA4). The record is from RefSeq and is a predicted model, not a curated record. Gene Ontology annotation, cellular component: integrin complex; external side of plasma membrane. Gene Ontology annotation, biological process: cell-cell adhesion; integrin-mediated signaling pathway; cell-matrix adhesion. Lineage: Eukaryota; Metazoa; Chordata; Aves; Passeriformes; Sturnidae. Gene Ontology annotation, molecular function: integrin binding.
AUGCGGAGCUGCGGGAGGGCGCGGGGCGCUGCGGGCUGGGCCGCCCCGCUGCUCCUGCUGUGGCAGUGCCUGCCGACGGCGCGGCCCUACAACCUGGACACGCAGCACGCGCUGCUCUUCCGCGGCGGCAACGGGACCCUCUUCGGGUACUCGAUUCUACUGCACCGCCACGGCGAGGAGCGAUGGCUGGUGGCGGGCGCGCCCCGGGCCAGCUGGCCCGCCAACGAGUCGGUGGUCAACCCCGGGGCCAUAUUCCGGUGCCGGAUCGGGGGGAACGCCAGCGGAGGGUGCGAGCAGCUCCAGCUGGGCCAUCCCAGUGGAGAGCGCUGUGGGAGGACUUGUGUGGAAGAGCGGGAUAAUCAGUGGCUGGGUGUCAGCUUGUCCAGGCAGCCAAAGGAGAGCGGAUCUAUUGUUGCUUGUGGACAUAGAUGGAAAAAUGUGUUUUACAUGAAAAAUGGGCACAGACUGCCACAUGGUAUUUGUUUUGCCAUCCCUCCUGAUUUUCGAACUGAGCUGAGCAGAAGAAUAUGCCCAUGCUAUAUAGAUAAGGCACAAAAGUUUGGAGAAAACCAUGGGUCAUGUCAGGCUGGAAUAUCUAGUUUUUACAUUGAGGACUUAAUUAUAAUGGGAGCCCCUGGAUCAUUUUAUUGGACUGGUUCUGUUUUUGUAUACAAUACAACUGCAAAUACAAUCCACGCUUACACAGAUUCAAAUAACCAAGUGAAAUCUGGCAGUUAUCUAGGAUAUUCUGUUGGAGCUGGACAUUUUCUGACACCAUCCAGUACAGAAGUAAUUGGAGGGGCACCCCAACAGGAGCAGACUGGUAAAGCAUAUAUUUUUAGCAAUGAGGGGCAACUAAAUAUUCUAUUUGAACUAAGAGGUAAAAAGCUUGGUUCUUACUUUGGAGCUGCAGUUUGUGCUGUGGACCUGAACUCAGAUGGCUUCUCAGACUUACUAGUUGGUGCUCCAAUGCAAAGUACUAUCAGAGAAGAGGGAAGAGUUUAUGUCUAUAUUAAUUCAGGUUCUGGAGCAAAGAUGGUGGAACUGAACAUAGAGCUCAGCGGGAGUGACUCAUAUGCAGCGAGGUUUGGAGAGUCCAUAGCCAAUCUAGGAGACAUAGAUAAUGAUGGCUUUGAAGAUGUGGCAAUUGGGGCUCCACAAGAAGAUAAUCUAAAAGGGGCUAUUUAUAUAUACAAUGGCAGGGAAGAUGGAAUAACACCAUCAUUUUCACAGAGAAUACAAGGACAAGAAGUCAGUAAUUCUUUAAGCAUGUUUGGACAGUCCAUAUCAAGUGGCAUUGAUGUAGAUAACAAUGGUUAUCAAGAUGUAGCAGUUGGUGCAUUUUUCUCUGAUUCUGCUGUGGUGUUGAGAACAAAACCAGUGAUAAUUGUUGAUGCUUCUUUAAAGCAUUCUAAUUCAAUAAAUCGAACUAAGUUAGAGUGCAUAGAAAAUGAGCAGCCUGCCACCUGUAUGAAUUUGAAUAUAUGCUUUACCUAUAGAGGACGAGAAGUACCUGGUUAUAUAGUAUUGCUUUAUAAUCUGAGUGUUGACGUGAACAGAAAAGAGAAUACACAAGCAAGAUUUUAUUUUUCCUCCAAUGGAACAUAUGAUACAAUCUCAGGAAAAGUAAAGAUUUACAGCAAUAUUACUGCCUGCAAAGAUCAUCCAGCAUUUAUGAGGAAAGAUGUAAGGGAUAUCUUGACUCCUGUACAUAUUGAAGCGAGUUAUCGUCUGGGCCAUCAUGUUCUGCAGAAAAGAGAUGUUCAAGAAUUUCCAUCACUUCAACCUGUUCUUCAACGCAGGAAAGAAAAAGAUGUUAUAAAAAGCAAGUUUAUUUUUGCAAGAUUUUGCUCCCAAGAAAAUUGUUCGGCUGACUUGAGAGUUUCUGGAAAAGUUAUUUUUCCAACGCCUCAUGACAAGAAAGCCUACCUUGUUGUUGGAAGUGUGAAGACUUUAUUGUUGAAGAUUUCUCUGCUUAAUGUUGGAGAUGAUGCAUAUGAAACUGUCCUCCACAUUCAGAUCCCUAAAGGUCUUUAUUACAUUCGAGUUUCAGAACUGGAAGAAAAACAGAUACAUUGUGCAGUAUUAGAUAAAGAAAUUAAUGCAGUGACACUUGAAUGCAGUGUUGGCUAUUUAUAUGUGGAUCACAACUCAAAGUUGGAUUUCAGUUUCCUCUUGGAUGCAAGCUCAUUAACCAGGGCAGAAGAGGACCUCAACAUCAUCAUUAAUGCUACCUGUAAAAAUGAAGAUGGGAACAUGUUGCUGGAUAACAUGCUAACUUUACCUAUACCUCUAAAAUAUGAGAUGGAGUUAACUACUCAUGGGUUUGUGUCACCAACUUCAUUUGUUUAUGGAGCAGAAGACAGAGAUUCACCAGUGACAUGUAUGAAGGAAAAUAUCAAUUUCACUUUCCACGUUAUCAAUGCAGGACCAAGCAUGUCUCCAAAUACCAACUUAGAGAUAAUGAUACCAAAUGCUUUUCCACCCAGGGACUCCAAAUUAUUCAACCCACUGGAUAUCAAGACAACAGCUGGACACUGCUCCUAUAAUAAAUAUCCCAGAAACUGUAUUGCAGCAGAAAAAAAUGAAAACAUAUUAAAGGAUGUCAUCACUUUCUUUUCAAAGCCUACUAAGAGGCACAUGUACUGUAUGAAAAAUGACAGCCUUUGCUUACAAAUACAUUGCACGCUGGGAAACAUGGAAAGUGGAAAAGAAGCAACUGUUCACUUGCAUCUGGAGGCUACUCCUUUACUUUUACAAAUGGAUGAUGCAUCAGUAUUGAAGUUUGAAGUAAGAGCAAUGGCCUGGCCAGAAAAAAACGAAAAAGUUAUUGAACUACAUAAGGACAAGCAAGUUGCAUAUGUCUAUUUGGAAGGAGUGCACCACCAAAAGCCAAAAUACCAUGUGACUGUGCUAAUUAUUUCCCUAGGCUUAAUAGUUGGUGUUACCUUGUUACUGGUUCUUUCAUUUAUAUUAUGGAAGAUUGGCUUUUUCAAAAGGAAAUACAAACCAGUCCCUCAAGACGUGAACAGAAGAGACAGCUGGAGUUUUAAAAGUGGGAACAAAGAUGACUAAGAUGGCAAAUAAACGCUGGAUUUUAAAAUGAAGACAUUAAAAUUCAGAUUAAUUCACAGGAGAAACAUCAGCACCAAGAAACCUAGGCCUUGAGCUUACUUGCUCUUACAUAACGUGCUUUAUUUCCUUGAACUGUAUGGAGGAUACAGCUUACAGUACUGUUCUAAUACGAAAAUGGUAAAACAAUUUGUUCUGAAGUCUCACAGGAAUAUUUGAAAUGCCACAUAUAUAUAUAUAAAUAUAUAUAUAUGGUUUCAAACAGACAGAAGAACACUAAAGAUAAAGAGAAGAAGAAUUAUUUACCAAAAGGAAGUAUUUUUAGAAAAUAAUUUUUGGCCAAUCCUGGAAAGUAAGAUCU